AUGGAUGGAUGGUAUCAGUUGGUUUGGGGUGAGUUUCAGUUCUCUGCUAAAAGGGGAGGCCUGGAAGAGUAUAUAACUGUGAAUGUUUAGGGUUCGCUAAAAUGCUUGCCGUUUUUAACUAUGCAAGUAAAACAACCAACAAAAUUCUGUGAGAAGUUUCGACCAAAAAAACACCUGCGAAAAGCGAUAAAGGAGGGACCAUGGUUGGGCCUUAAGGUCCAUGGAUCAAAUAAUCUUUGGGGACCAUGGGUUAGUCUUAAGAUCAAGUAGCAAGGAUUUGUAGUUCAAGUAAUUAAGAGUUUUUACCUCACACUCGAGGUCUUAAGUUCGAUUCUUUUAUCUUCCAAUAUUGCUUGUAUAAAAGAUAAAAGAAAAACUUAAGACAAGGCCAUAGGUCAAGAGUUUCCAACCUUUCCUUCUUUUUAUUUUUUGAUACGAAAAUGGGGAAGCAUCUAAAAUUCUUGAAACAAAAGGGUAGAAAGUGUAAAUAUAAAGAUAAGGAGCAGGCAGAGUGACUCUGUCUGAACUAUGGGCGCUAAGAAUCCAAUGAUUUGUGACUGAUCCGAUUUCAACAACUGCUCGAAAUCUCAGAUCAGUGCAUGAGUGAGGGGGGUAUGAAAUUCAAAUAAAAGAAUUUAAUAGCAACAAUCUGAAAUUCUUCUAAGCCACUGGGAAGGAAGUGUAAAAUCAUAAACCCCAAACAGAUUACAGGAGAAAAUGAAAUACCAAACCAGUCAGCUAACUUGUAACGGAUUUAACCGCCCAAGAAAAACUUUCCGCCAAGAAAUUAGUUUAAAGCCUCUUCCUCUUCACCAAGUCUAGUCACAAUGCCUUGAGCUCUCAUCCCAAAAGAAUCUCAAUUUCCUUAGCUCUCUCUCUCUCUCUCUCUCUGUUACUUUUCCCUCAAGAAACAGAAACUCUCUCUGUUCAUCACCAUGUUUCAGUUUACCCUUGACCCAUGUGCUUCCUAUCUAAGGCACGCGCUUUCAUGCUUCAUGCUGCUGGGCCCCGACCACUAUGUCGAGCUCUGCGUCACAGAAAACGACGUCACAUUGGUAGGAGCCGUAGGUGACCCUGAGGAAGGACGCACGCCUGAAAUCCCAAACGUCGUCUUAGCCCUGCAGUUGACACCUUCCAACUUCUACACUUUUAGCUGCACUGAGAACGUCCGCCUUGGCUUGGACUACUAUAUGCUGUUCAGGGAACUCUUUGAUGCCAAGGGUGGUGAUUUUCUCAGUCUCUCUAGUGAUAUCAGCCGCGAUAACAUUGACUUUGAGCUCCUCAGUGUCUCAACUCUGGAAAUGAAGGUUGCUGAAAUUCCAUUGCUUUCAAGGAGGUCUGGUCAGAUAACUUUACCUCAGCUCCAAAAAGAACGUCCAGUGGUCAUUGGGAUAGCUGCGGAGCUGUUUAGGGUUCUUAUCCUCAGUUCGCGAGAACGAUUUGGGAUGACAGUUACUGUAAGCGUAAUGGGUAAGCAAGUUGUACUUCAUGGACAAGAUAAGGCGAUUGUUCUCAGGAAGGAGGAUUGUGUUAUUUGGAUUCCUGUGGCGGGUCGAUUUUUCUUGAAGUUCAGUACCGAGAAUGCUAACGCACUGCUGAAUGCUUCAAUUCUGUCAAACAUGGUGUGGUUGUAUGGCCAGUGCAAUGGUCCAUCUUGCAUGCUGAAUUUCCCUUUUGGUCAACUUGGAAGCCUAACGUUUUACUUUGGCGAAGAUAAUGCGGGCUCAGAAGAUGAUGCGGGUUUUCACAAAAGAUGAAGAGAAUGGUCUUACUAUCUCUGAGUUCUUACUCAAAUCAGAUUUUAAUCAUGCAAAUUCUUUUUCUCCAUUUUCAAAAUAAUGUGAUUUGAUCACAAGUGUAAAUGAGCAAACAAAAGAUGAUGUGAGUUGUGAGAUACUUUGAUUUGUCUGUUGUACUUGGUAAAGUCUGAUCCUAUUCAUCAUAAUCUUUUGUAAACAAUGCAGCUUUACAUAAUUUGGUUUGUAAGUUGAUUUUUU
Prunus persica (peach) is the source of this 1997-nucleotide messenger RNA. RefSeq lists its product as uncharacterized. Lineage: Eukaryota; Viridiplantae; Streptophyta; Magnoliopsida; Rosales; Rosaceae. Gene Ontology annotation, cellular component: PCNA complex. Gene Ontology annotation, biological process: leading strand elongation; translesion synthesis; regulation of DNA replication. The coding region runs from base 936 to 1757 and encodes 273 amino acids. The record is from RefSeq and is a predicted model, not a curated record. The transcript is spliced from 4 exons. Gene Ontology annotation, molecular function: DNA binding; DNA polymerase processivity factor activity.